AUGUUGACUAGAUUAUUCAACGAACCUUCACUGCUCCCGGACAUGCAGAAAUUCGGGGGGUGGGUGGAUGACAGCGGGAGCGAGGACUCCAAAAUCAAGGACGAGGAGCAGGAGCGCUGUCACCUAGGCGACGAGGACUUGGAAGACGGCGAUGUGAAAGACGGGAGCAGCCGGGCUCAGUCAGAAAUUGCAGGGGAGGAGGACGAUGAUGAGGAUGUUGGUGAAGAUGAUUGUGGAGAUGACGGGGACGGAGACAGGCCAAAAAAACGUGGGCCAAAAAAACGCAAAAUGACACCGGCUAGGUUAGAGCGCUCAAAAGUACGGCGACAAAAAGCAAACGCAAGAGAGCGCACACGCAUGCACGAUCUAAAUUCAGCACUGGACAAUCUACGCAAGGUCGUACCAUGCUAUUCAAAAACUCAGAAACUCUCCAAAAUUGAAACACUAAGGUUGGCGAAGAACUACAUUUGGGCGCUGUCAGAAAUCCUGCGGAAUGGAAAGAGACCGGACGUGGUUUCCUAUGUACAGACACUGUGCAAAGGCCUCUCCCAACCCACGACCAAUCUGGUGGCUGGGUGCCUCCAACUUAACUCAAGGAAUUUUCUAAUGGAACAAUGUCAAGAGGGAGCGCGCUUUCACUUACCUAACCCCUCGUUCUCAAUGCAUGCAUUUCCGUACCAGUGCUCCCGUCUGCAAAGCACACACUGUCAGUCCGGGUCCAAUGCACAUAGCCUCCGAAAUCACUCUUUCUGUUCGGCCUAUGAGGCUCUGUACACCGAAAGCACGUCCCCAGAAUACAACAGUCCAGAUUACGAGAGUCACCACAGCCCUCCGAUGUGUGUAAGUGGUAACUUUGCUUUAAGACAACAGGAUUCACUGUCACCAGACGCGGAAAGAGGUUAUCAAUAUUCUAUGCAUUACACCAAUCUGCAAGGCUCACGUUCCUCCGCUAGUCAUGGUCUUGCUUACGGCCCAACAGGAACUCGCAGCGGCAGCGCUCACUCAGAGACUUCCACCCUUGCACCGUUUCAUGAUGUACAUGUGCACCAUGAUCGUGCGCCUCCAUACGAUGAACUCGACGGCUUUUUCCACAAUUAGGUGAUUUUCCAUGUUAAUGAAAAAACCCGGCGUGGAAAAGCAAAAUGCAUUUCUACCUUCUAAACGGUUCCUCCCGAAAUCAGGUAGUACUGCUCAUCACAUAAACAUUUGAGUUCAAAGAGCUUAUUUCUUUUGUGAUUAAGGCAUUGAUGUUUUAAGUCCAGAAGGUAAAAGCCAACAAGGAGACAAAAGGCGCUCCCUCCUUAAACUCGACCACAGCCGAGGUGAUCUUAAGCGGCGUCCAGAGGCCACGGGCUGGCACGAAAGCUUGGGACUCAGGAGACAUGCGCUUGCCAAUUCGCUAAAUGUCUUAGCGUCAGUGCGCAGGGCCAGCGGGGCAGCCCACCACAGCGAUGCCAGCUGCGCCGUGUGCCAAGCCUGGCCAAAACUGCAAUGCUGGGUGGAGACGGUGUUUCUUUCUUAAUUCAGCAGCAUCUGUUCAUUACUUCAUAUUUUACAGGGAAGAAUGGUUCAACUAUAUGCUGGCAACUGAAACGGCAAAGCCCAACUAUCGACACUGCACCGUAUAACAGUUGGAACAAACACGUAAUACUAUAUACUAAUUCAUCUGAUACAUUUUAAAUGAAUAAUAAUGUAAUGUAGCUAAAGAUGUUGUGGAGAGAAACAAUAUUCUAGAAUUAAAGCUAUUCUUAAAAUAAAAUGGAAAACGAAAUUGCA
This is a messenger RNA of Carassius gibelio (silver crucian carp), 1776 nucleotides long. RefSeq names its product neurogenic differentiation factor 2-like. Lineage: Eukaryota; Metazoa; Chordata; Actinopteri; Cypriniformes; Cyprinidae. The transcript has 2 exons. Gene Ontology annotation, biological process: nervous system development; regulation of DNA-templated transcription. Gene Ontology annotation, molecular function: protein dimerization activity. The record is from RefSeq and is a predicted model, not a curated record. The coding region runs from base 1 to 1098 and encodes 365 amino acids.